AUUCGGUAUCAAUCACAAAUCAAGUAGAGAUAGGGCAAUAAACUUGUAAAAAGAAAAACACACGUCACACAAUUAGAGAACAUAUACUCAUUGUACACGAUGCAACAGAAUAAGAGACUGUCGUUCAGCAGAUCUCCUAGAGUGGAGCAGCAAGAAAUGACGAAUCCAUAUGAUGAUGUAAAGCGUCAAUCACUUUUAGAUAAACAAAGAAAGGAAUACUUUCAAAAACAUAAUGCGCCCAGAAUCAUCAUUGAUGACGACCCAGUGAUACCAGACUACCAGAUACAGGAUACGUUCAAGAAGAAUGCCAAUUACAACAUGAAGAUUGUUGUAGUUGGAGACGGUGGUUGUGGGAAGACAUGUUUACUUGUAGCAUAUGCUCAGAAUAAAUUUCCUGAAAUUUAUGUGCCUACAGUAUUUGAAAACUACGUUACCAAUGUAGCAACUCCCCAACACAAGGUGAUUGAGUUAGCAUUGUGGGACACUGCAGGUCAAGAAGAAUAUGAUCGGUUAAGACCAUUAUCAUAUCCUGAUGUUGAUGUUCUUCUUGUAUGCUUUUCUUUGGAAUCAUUGACUUCUUUACAAAAUGUAAAAGAUACUUGGUUCCCUGAAGUAUCACAUUUCUGUCCUGGUAUCCCAAUCAUAUUGGUUGGUACUAAGGCUGAUUUACAAUCUUCCAUUGAUCCAGAUUUACCAAUUCAACUUGCCACGGAAAUCAAUGCCAUUGGAUACAUUCAAUGUUCAGCUAAAAGAAUGUUUAACAUUAAGACUGUGUUCAAUUUUGCUAUAAAUCAUUUCCAAAAGAAACAAGAAUUGCAAGAACAACUUGAUCGUACUCUGAAAAAUAGACUUUCAAAGGCAUUGGGAGGUCAUUCACGUAAUCAAUCGUCCAUAUCCAAUAAGAAGGGCCACUUCAAAAACGCUUCGUAUGACUCUGCAUUGCUUUUAGACCAACCUCUUGAAGAGGAUACCUAUAAGUCAAACCCAUACGGGAAUUUCGGAACUUCAGCACCAUCACCAGUGGUGCCGCAAAAUCGUUACAAUGAAGAAGAAUUUGCAUUUACAAGAAAUGAUAAAAAGAAGAAGAAGAGGAGAUGUGUCAUUUUGUAGACAGAAAUGGAAAGGGUGGGU
Messenger RNA from [Candida] anglica, 1131 nucleotides. The record is from the annotation of a GenBank genome assembly. Lineage: Eukaryota; Fungi; Ascomycota; Pichiomycetes; Serinales; Debaryomycetaceae.